Messenger RNA from Paramecium tetraurelia, 1002 nucleotides. RefSeq lists its product as uncharacterized. The record is from RefSeq and is a predicted model, not a curated record. NCBI's taxonomy places the organism in Eukaryota, Ciliophora, Oligohymenophorea, Peniculida, Parameciidae. Gene Ontology annotation, biological process: regulation of dephosphorylation; regulation of signal transduction. Gene Ontology annotation, molecular function: protein phosphatase 2A binding. Gene Ontology annotation, cellular component: cytosol. The transcript is spliced from 4 exons.
AUGAAUAGUGAGGAAGAAAUUCUUAAAUAAUUUGAUACAUUGCUCAAACAAGUAAAUAGUUAUGAGGACUAAAAUCCUGGGGAUGAUAAACUUAUGGAGUUGAUAGAGAAAUUUCAACAAACCCAAUAAGCAAUUAUUAAGCAACACAUUUUUUCUCCAAAUGAAGAAUUCAAUGAAAUCAAAACAGAACAUCUUAAAUUUUUCUUAUUGCCUUACUAUGUUGGUUGGGCAUUAGCUUAAGUGUAAAAUGAAGACAUUAGAUAAAAGAACGUUGAAGCAUCUAAUUAUUACGUGAAGGAAUUUCUGAAACUAUUGAGACAUUACGAAAUACUAAAAGGAAUCCCAUUAAAAUUAUUUAAAUCCAUGAUGGAGAACGAAACUCUAUAAAUUAACAGAGAUGACAAGAUAGCAAACUACAAGGAACAGCAAACCUUGAAUAAACAGAUACAGAACUUGUAAAAAUUAGAUGAUGAUAAAUUAUCGAGAGAAAUUAUAACAUUGCAAUUAAAUUAAAAAAUUAUAUCCUCAUUGGAUAUUCUGAAUACUAAUCAAUAAGAAUUGGAUAUACUAAAGUUCAAAUCGCAAAUGAAAAAAGAUAAACAACUUCAAUAGCAAUAUUAGGAUCAAUAAGAAAAGCCAAUCCCAAAAAUGAAAGUCUGGAAUAUUCCAAAACCCACUAUGCAACCUUAAUUCUUUGAUCCACACUGCCAACAUUGCUAAACUGAAUCUGAACUUAGACAAAAACAUGUGACCGAAGUUUGGUAACCCAAUGCAGCCAGACUUCCAAAUAUGACUUUAGAUGAAUUCGCUGAUUCAGAAAUGAAAUUUGCUUAAGAUUAAGAAGCCAAAAUGAAAAAGGCAUAAGAGGAACAACAAAAACUAGAAUAAGAUAAGGAUGAUGACAAAGAUUAUUGGGCAGACUAAUAAACAUUGAAAGAUAGAAACUGGGAUGAUUGGAAAGAUGACAAUGAAAAAGGAGCUGGUAAUAAAAUGGGUAGAUGA